CGUCACGGCCGAGGAAAUUGGCUUUGUCCUCCUCAGCGAAGAAGAAGACGGUGACCUGCGCCGAGUGCCCGCCCUUAGAACCUUAAAAACUCAAGUUCAUUUUUAUUUGUACUAUGAGUAAUGUACCCACCCACAAUGGAGUAGGUCUAGAGCAGCAGUUUGCUGGUCUAGGCUUGGAGGGGCGAGACCACAUUGGUCAACGUGGAGGCGGGCGGGGCAGUGGCAGUAGGGGAGGUGGCCGCUACGUCCCACCCCACUUAAGGAAUCGCCUAGAGGACGCUCCACCCCCAGAUACUUCAGAUAGGAAUUCUAGGGACGGUUUCGGUGGUUGGUAUGGUUCCCGAGGGUCCCAAGACUCUGGUCGUGGUUGGGACCAGGACAGAGACAGAGACAGAGACCGAGACCGAGACCUAUACAGCUACAGUAAGUGCGUAGGCCCUCCUGCCUUUUGGGGUAUCUACAGUCCUCCGUUACCUUAUGGUAUCAUGCAGCAAGGUGGACGGAGGAACGGGGACUACCAGCCAAGUUAUCAGCAGAGAGAUAACAGAGGAGGAGGAGGAGGUGGUGGUGGCUACAGGAACAAUGAUGGUCAGCGCUUCAGGGAUCACGAUGACCGCUGGAGGGGAGGACGAGGAGACAACCGCAGGGAUGACCGCCGGGGUUACGAAGACCGUCGGGACAUAGGAGGGAGUGGCCCUCCGCGCAAUAAUAGAUGGAUCGAAGAUGAUCGUGACCGUGGCUCUUCAGGUGGCCAGGGAGGCGGCCGAUGGCAGGACCGUGGAAAUGACAGAGACGACUGGUCACAGCCUCUUGCCAGGAAUGAGGUCCUUGAGGCAGAACUCUUCAAUAAUGUAGGUCCAUCAACCAACAGUGGAAUCAAUUUUGAUAAGUAUGAUGACAUUCCCGUGGAGGCAACUGGCGAAGACAUUCCUCCUUGUAUCAAUAGCUUUGGCGAUAUCAAACUCACAGAGAUCAUCAAACAGAACAUUAAUAUGGCUCGAUAUGACAGGCCCACACCAGUCCAGAAAUAUGCCCUGCCCUUCAUUCUUGCAAAGAGAGAUCUGAUGGCAUGUGCUCAAACAGGGUCAGGAAAGACUGCUGCAUUCUUGGUCCCCAUCCUUAACCAGAUAUAUGAACAGGGUCCAGUCCAGGUCAAAAACAACAACCCAAGAGGACGUAAUAAGCAAUACCCCCUGUCUUUGAUUUUGGCCCCCACUCGUGAGUUGGCCACCCAGAUCUAUGAAGAGGCUCGCAAAUUCUCUUAUCGGGCCCGAGUUCGUCCAUGUGUGGUGUACGGUGGUGCUGAUGUUGUGUCACAGAUGAGAGAUCUGUCCCGUGGCUGCCACCUAUUAGUUGCCACCCCAGGACGUCUGGCUGACAUGAUUGACCGUGGAAAGAUUGGUCUUGAUUAUUGCAAGUACCUGGUACUCGAUGAGGCUGACCGCAUGCUGGACAUGGGUUUUGAGCCUCAGAUUCGCCGUAUUGUUGAGGAGGACAACAUGCCUCCCACUGGCCAGCGCCAGACUCUUAUGUUCUCAGCUACCUUCCCCAAGGAAAUCCAGCGACUUGCUCAGGAUUUCUUGGACAACUACAUUUUCUUGGCUGUGGGUCGAGUUGGUUCCACUUCAGAGAAUAUUACACAAAAGAUUGUCUGGGUGUCAGAGGAUGACAAGCGAUCCUUCCUUCUUGACAUCCUUAAUGCUGCUGGGUUAGAUCGUGCAACUGAGGCCAAUAAAGGUUUCAUUCCAGAUGAUAAAAUGGCCAUGGGUGUACCCCCUCGCAGAGAAGAAUCCCUGACGUUAGUGUUCGUUGAGACCAAAAAGGGUGCAGAUGCCCUUGAGGAGUUCUUGUACCGUCAUGGAUACCCCGUGACAAGCAUUCAUGGUGACCGAAGCCAACGUGAGCGAGAGGAUGCUCUUCGUGUCUUCCGCUCUGGCCAGUGCCCCAUCCUUGUGGCAACUGCUGUGGCAGCUCGUGGUUUGGACAUUCCACACGUUAAGCAUGUCAUUAAUUUUGAUCUGCCAUCAGACAUUGAGGAAUAUGUUCACCGUAUCGGUCGAACUGGUCGUAUGGGUAACCUUGGCCUUGCCACUAGUUUCUUCAAUGACAAGAAUCGUAACAUGGUACGAGACUUGGUAGAACUCUUACAAGAGGCCAAACAGGAGCUUCCCAAGUGGCUAGAAGCCAUUGCCUCUGAGGCACGCUUUGGGGGUGGAGGAGGACGAGGCCGCGCAGGAGCCAAGCGCUUCGGUGGAGGCUUUGGAUCCCGAGAUUACCGUCAGGCCGACCGCAACAAGGGCCCCCACACGGCAGGGCCUGCUCGUCCAGGUGGAGGAUUCAACAGCUUUGGUGGAGCUGCUCCACACUUCAAUCAUUAUGGAGGGUACGGAGGUUUCAGUGGAAGCCAAGGCUACAAUAGCUACAACACCUCUGGCGCUUCAGGGACAGACUGGUGGGGGGGUAACUGAGCCCUGGCAGCAGGAUCUGUGGCACCUUGCCACCUUGUGCAACACUUGUUACACCUGGGACUGUACCAUUAGUGGAAGUGCAGUGUUUGCUUUUUCUUUAGUUUAGACAGGGUAGUGUAAACCCUCAUUAGUAUAUAAGGUAUUUCUGCCACCGCAGGAAGUGUUUGUUAAUUAGCAGUUUACCUAUACUGACAUGUGUAAGAGGUCAGUCUUAAAGAAUGGAACAUGCUUGAAACUGGAUAUUAUCAUUAUUUGAAAGACACUCCCAGAAUUGUGUAUUGCUUUAUAUUGUAACCCGUACUUGUACCCAGUAACAAGUGACCACAAAGUGGCAUAGAAAGUUUCAGCAGCAGUCAAACUUUUUAAGUGUUGUUAAUGCCCAUAACCUGCUGUCUUAAAGGAAAUGUGAACCACUUAUGAUGCGGGGUUCUCUUUUUAAGCUUGAAGUUUCGGUAUGUCACAGGCUUGGAACUUUUCUCUGAAUACUUGACCUUAGACUUGACUGAGCAAAUAUCUUGAUGUUUUUUGUCAGGAAGUCUGCAUCAUACCAAAUAAUACUGACUUUAUUUAGAGGAGAACAUGUAUGUUUCUAAUGCUUUUUUGUGUGAUUAUUAGCAAUCAAGAGGGGGGGCUAAAUAGUAAAUGUAGCCCCAUCUCAACCUUUAGCAUGGAGCUUAAACUUCCAUGUUCCACUGUGUAGCACUGAGGACUUUGUAGACCCUUUUUUUCAAGUUACAUGUGAUACAGAGAUGAUGCAGAAACUGAGGUCAUUUGUGAAUAAUGUUUUAUCCCUAUGAUGCCCCACAUUGCCAGGAUUGGGCUGCUGUUAACUUUUGUGUCUAAUAUGUAAUGUAGCAGUUGUGUUGCUGGGUGAGAUGUAGUGAAUACAGCCUCAGCAAAAUCAUUAAACAUUGGAAAAUCACUGAACCGCCCAGGCAACGGCAACAUGCACUCUGUUGCGUUCAUUAAGGUAUUAUAAUUGUAGACUUCUGUAGCAUGGCUUUUGGGAAGUUUAAUUGAUGAUUUGAUAUUUUGCCGUCCCUUUUGAUUGUUGUGUUGAAUGAGCCUCUGGAGCAGCUGUGAUUGCAGUUAUUUCAAAUUUACUUACUUGUUGCUCAGAAGGAACACUUAACUUUAUAACUUGUCUGGAUUACAUUUGGACUUAUUCCAAAUGAGUUAUGUUUUUAAAGACUUAAGGGAUUGAUUCCUAAAGAGGCUCUGCAUGGAGAUGUGUCUUUGUCUCUCCUUCUGGAUUUUGAAGACCCACCAGUUUUUUACUUUAGUUCGGUUGGACUCGGGUGCUGGAUACAGCAUCCUCUACACAGUAGCGGCCAGAGCCGCAACACGUGGCCGCAGCAUCACUCAAGCCUGGUCUCCUGAAGGCAGUGGCUAGCAUUGUUGCAGUAAUGAUCCAUCCCUGAGUCAUACAAAUCACCUGACUAAUCUCAGGGCAUAGGCUUACCCAGUGUUCGACAAAUGUGUUCCUGUCUGGUAAUGUAACAAACUGGGCAGGGAGGCAUCGCUGAUAAGCAGCAGCGAUGCAUUUGAUGCAUCUUAUAUAGAAUCGCUGUGGCACAUUGCAGCCUUCUUAGAUAUUAAGUCAAACUAAUGUAAAUUAUGGGAAGGCCGUGUGUGCCUGGACUCACUUUGGCGAACACUGCCAUUAUUACUGUGAUAUUGUUUGAUGCCCGUGAUGAGGCGGGCAGUAGGGUGCGGGGCCAGGUUUGGGUUGUGGCAGAGAGCGCCCCCGGCAGAGGGCUGCCAGCUCUUCCCUGGCAAGCACUAGCAGGGUUGCAGCAAGUACUGGUAACAGUCAGAGGUACAGCCCACAUUCCACUUUUAUCAUGAUCCUCCACAAAAUGGUUAUAUAGUUAUAUUUCUUGUAAUCUCAGUCAUAGCCUGAGUAUUGCCAAAGAUAUGUUAGUUUGUAUGUUCAUGUACAAAUGUCUUUAUUUAGUGAUCCAUAUUUGUUAUUAUAGAUGCUGACAUAAGCAGUCAUGCUUAUGCUCACCUCAGACUAACUCUAGUCGGUGAUGGCGCGCUGUUCCUCAUUGUAAACAGGCAGGAGUGUGUGUGUGUGUGUGCAAGAAUUUGGCUCCUGGUUCCCAGUGAACAAAACUGAUUGCCCAUAGAUCUGAAUGUUUGGGCAUUUCUCAUGUUAAUAUAUCUCAUCAGCUCCUUGUAUCACGGUGCUAGAAUUUAAUAUAUUGUCCAGGAGCUUUGAUCAGGUACAAAGUUGGUAGCACAAUGAUCUGUCAAGAAGAUAUUUACUGUGUUCACAAAUAAUUUGGUGUUUUAAUAUAAGCACUGCUCCUGCUCCCAAGUAUGGGAAGCUGCAUUGUUAGCUAGGGUAUUUAAACUAUAAAUUGUGCAAAAUUUUAACUACUCAUGGUACAAUGAUUUAUAAAUGUACAGAUUGUGCAUUUUAUGUAACUGCUUGUGUGGGAUUCUAGCCAAACAAAGACUGUAGGAGUUUUCAGAUUGUAUAAAGUAGAAAUCAAUGUACCAACUUAAAUUGAUCCUGGGGCACUGGACGUGCUUCAUAAUCAGCUAAGUGACACUUAAAGCAUGUGGAGAUACCGGUAACCUACACAUGAGGUUGCCAGGGAACCUCCUGCUACUGCUGCCAACUAUACCAUGAUGUUCAAUGGUUUGAAAGGUAGUAAAUAGUGGCAGUUAUUAGUAUUAUAAUAUGCUGUACCUCAGCUGAAGUAUGUUAUGGUGAAGUUGUUGGCAGUGGCAAGAGGUACCAGGGAUCAACUUUCCACCAAGGAAGAGCAAUGUCAUCUUCCGGGCCCUGCGAGAGCUUGAUUAGCUCUUCCGGGAGGUCAGGAAGUGGUCCUCAACAUUUCCCAUGGAAAGAAAGUGUACCUAAUAUUGGGGAAAUAUACGGGGGGGUCUCUGCGCCAAAUAUUGUGUAGAUAAAAUGUACUGUCUUUUUAUACAAGAUUGCAAGCUAUUUUUUAUUUCUCUCAUUUCUAGAGAUUUAAGGAGAGAUCUCACAUUGAUAGGGAUGGCAAAUUGAAAGUCUACUACUAUUAUAUUCACUCUGGCAUUUAGAACAUUUAUGAACUAGAGAUGUACUCAAGCUUUCUUAAAGUCAAAUAAAAACAGUAAAAUAUUA
Molecule: messenger RNA, 5592 nt
Organism: Penaeus vannamei (Pacific white shrimp)
Lineage: Eukaryota; Metazoa; Arthropoda; Malacostraca; Decapoda; Penaeidae
Source: RefSeq, a predicted model, not a curated record